CUGAGAGGCGAAGCACUGAGCUGGAGGCACGGAGCACUUCCCUCUCCCCUCCUGACCCAGCCAGCUCAGCAGCCCAGCAGCCGCGCUGAACUGUAGCUGCCUGGAAGAGCCUCUCCCGCAGAGUAAAAGACUAGAAGACUACAUUUUUAAAGUCUCUGAACAAGAAACCUUAUUACCUCAAUGAAUCCAUGUUUAAACUACAAGCUAUUUUGAGUUACAAAUAUAUCUUCAAUGGGUGUAACAUCCUUCUUUAUAUAGUACUUACUGCAAAAUACGCCCUCAACUUGAUCUCCCUUGUGGUUGACAUUAUGGAGAAAACCUGUACAGAUGCGCUUCCUCUCACUAUGAAUUCUUCAGAAAAGCAAGAGACUAUAUGUAUCUUUGGAACUGGGGAUUUUGGAAGAUCAUUAGGAUUUAAAAUGAUCCAAUGUGGCUACUCUGUUGUUUUUGGAAGUCGAAACCCUCAGAUGUCCAGUCUCCUGCCCAACGGUGCUGAGGUUUUAAGCUAUUCAGAAGCAGCCCAGAACUCUGACAUCAUAAUCGUAGCAAUCCAUAGAGAGCAUUAUGAUUUUCUCACAGAAUUAGCUGAGGUUCUCAAUGGGAAAAUACUGGUCGACGUCAGCAACAACCUCAAAAUCAAUCAGUAUCCAGAAUCUAACGCAGAGUACCUUGCUCAGUUGGUGCCGGGAACCCGUGUCGUGAAAGCAUUUAACACCGUCUCAGCCUGGGCUCUGCAGUCAGGAGCACUGGAUGCUAGCCGACAGGUGUUUGCCUGCGGAAAUGACAGCAAAGCUAAGCAAAGAGUAAUGGACAUUGUUCGUACUCUUGGACUUACUCCAUUGGAUCAAGGAUCUCUCGUGGCAGCUAAGGAAAUUGAAAACUACCCCCUGCAGCUAUUUCCAAUGUGGAGGUUCCCCAUCUAUUUGUCUGCUGUGCUGUGUAUCUUCCUCUUUUUCUACUGUGUUGUAAGAGAAGUAAUCUACCCUUAUGUUUAUAAAAAGAAAGAUGAAACAUUUCGCAUGGCUAUCUCCAUUCCAAACCGUGUCUUUCCAAUAGCAGCACUUACACUGCUGGCCUUGGUUUACCUCCCCGGUGUUAUUGCUGCCAUUCUGCAGCUGUAUCGAGGUACGAAAUACCGCCGAUUCCCAGACUGGCUUGACCACUGGAUGCUUUGCAGAAAGCAGCUUGGCUUAAUAGCACUGGGCUUUGCCUUCCUUCACGUCCUCUACACACUUGUGAUUCCCAUCCGCUAUUAUGUACGAUGGAAGUUGAGAAACAUAACCGUUACUCAGAUUGCCAAUAAAGACAAUCCACUCAGUACCUCUUCAGCCUGGCAUAGUGAUUCAUAUUUGGCUUUGGGAAUCCUCGGAUUUUUUCUGUUUGUGCUCUUGGGAAUCACUUCCUUGCCAUCAGUUAGCAACACGGUCAACUGGAGAGAAUUCCGAUUUGUCCAGUCCAAACUGGGUUAUCUGACCCUGAUCUUGUGCACAGCCCACACACUGGCUUACGGGGGAAAAAGAUUCCUCAGCCCUUCAACUCUCAGAUGGUGUCUUCCUUCAGCCUACGUGUUAGCACUCAUCAUUCCUUGCACCAUGCUGGUGAUCAAGUUUAUCCUCAUCAUGCCAUGUAUAGACAAGACCCUUACGCGGAUCCGCCAGGGAUGGGAAAGAAACUCAAAAAUUUCAUCAGCAUUGAAUGGAAAAACAGAUAUUUAAAGCAAAUUUCGAUUUACUUGGAUUUCUGAACUACUGCGUUCAAUGUUCAGAGAAGAAUAAUAGGUACAGUUAAGAAAGCUUUCUUCUUGAAAUAGCCUGAAAUCUGUGAACAGAGAAAGAAACUUUGCGUUCACUUGAGAAAUCAGCAAACAGGAAGAGAACACUAGCCUUUAGUUGAGGUUAGUGAUGAAUGAAUCAGCGCAGGUCCCUGCCUGUUUUCUCAGAGGCCAUAGAGCUGACGUUGAGAUUAGCCUUGUAGUUUCACACUAAGAGGCUUCUUUGUUGUGUGUAACUUGCAUGACCUAAUGUCUUGCAAAAUCCAGGGGAAUUACACGUAACUUCCUCCUCUGGUUUGAGAACUGAGUGCCAUGAAAGACAGAACAGUAAGAUAUUGGCCACUGAUAAAGGCUUUAUUCUGUAUACCUGAAGAAAAGAGGUAAACGCAGUAAAAGGAAUGAGAUUUGUUUAUUUUUUGGAAAUAAAGAUGAUCAUAAAUAUUGCCAUAAUAAAUUCUGUAGUUAAAUGUGCUCCUUGAUUUUUCUCUUCCCAAAGUGGAUGUAUACUCUGCAGAACUAUUUUAUAACACAACAAAAAUAUCACGAUUUAGAGUAAGCAUGCCUUGCACAUUGGCAAAUCUAUACAGCUGGCAUUACUCUUCCUCUACAAGGAACAGGUAUAGGAAAGAUGAAUAAAAAUGGAAGGAUAUCACAAGGAUUCUUUUAAAUGUGCCAUAAGGAUGAAGGGUUGAUAAAAGUCCUUGCACAAAAAGUUUAAAUAACCCAGAAUUUAUUUAAAUAAUUCUACACAAAUUGUCUUGCACAAAAAAGUUUAAAUAAACUAGCUGGGAAACUAAAUAUUGUAAAGUUGUACUAAAUUAGGUUUGGUAUUAGGUUUUUGCUUCAGUAUGUUUUAUAAAGUAUAUAUUCCAAAUAUUGUUCAAUAUUAACCGUGCAUGGGAUGUAUUUCUAGUACUAAAAAAGCAGCUUCUAUAAUUUGUCAUAGUUUAUUACAAUUUUUAAGCAGUGAAAUACAAUGAAUAAUCUGAUGGUAUAAAUCUUACCAAUACACAGAGAAAACUUAUGGAAAGCCGAAGGACCAAAAAGGUGUGAGCAGCAAUUACGAGACUUGGUUCUUUCUCAAAUCCUUGCUAGAAUGCAGAACAGAAUGUUUCUGUUUUUCUGUGGUGAAAAUGCCAUUUCCAAGAUGACCUUCAGCAGGCUUAGCCUUCCCAGCUCAAGCAUGGAGCUAAAAGGAGCUUUUUACACCAUCCUCCCACAUGUCAAAAUAACCAACAGGCAUCAGGUUGGUAUUUUUCUCUCCACUUUAGAAAAGUCAUUUAUUUUUUCUCUUUUUCACUUUUAUUAACACAUAUAACACAUGGCAUUAAACAAAAUAUUUAGAAUAUAUAAAAAAUCAACAGUAAUCCAGGAUUUUUCUAGAGAACCUUUUAAAAAUAAUUUUAUCCAUACUGUAUAUUCAAUUUUAUAUGCAUUUUUCACAAUUCAUUUUUAUCACACAUUUUUCACUUAACAUAUUAGAAGUUUUGUUCUCCUACUUACACGGUAUUUAAAUUUAUUUAAUGACUGAAUAAUUUAAUCAAAUGGGCAUUUAUUUAACCACUGUCCUAAUUAAAACAUAUAGGUUGUAUCCCUUUUUACCAAAACAAAUAACAUUUUAGAGAAUUUCUUAGCACACAUUUCCUCAGAAUAAUUGGCAAGAAGUGGGGUUAAAAAAUUAAAUAACUUUUUAUAGUAUUUGAUAUAUAUUGCCGAUUUAUUUCUAAACUGACAUAUCAAUAUUAUUAGCAUUGGAUGACAGUGUUGGUUUCGUCACACAUUUAUCAAGUUUGUUUUUUAUCUUAAUUUUUGUUCAUUUAUAAACAGGUAAGAAGGUACACAUAACAUGCUCCAUUCAUUUAUCCUUGACCCAACCCAAGCCAAGAAUACAAAACAGAUUUUGAGCAAAGCCAUUAUAUGUAGUGCUGACCCAUAGAACAUCAGCGGGGAAAGACAGGGAAAAUGUCAAAAAUGUCACUACCCAUCCAGUCCACUUCAGGCAAAACAGCCAAGUGUUCUUGAGAUGGAACCUGUACUUUGACCAAAGAGUUGGUUGACUGAAACUUACCUCCUCUCCUGGAUGGUCUGGAGAUAGAUUUUGAAGCUAACCAUGCUCCUUUGUGUAAAAAAAGUAAUGUUUCCACUUGGUCAUAUUGUAUC
Molecule: messenger RNA, 3931 nt
Organism: Trichechus manatus latirostris (Florida manatee)
Lineage: Eukaryota; Metazoa; Chordata; Mammalia; Sirenia; Trichechidae
Gene: STEAP4
Product: STEAP4 metalloreductase
Exons: 6
Coding region: 189-1715 (508 amino acids)
Biological process (GO): copper ion import
Cellular component (GO): plasma membrane; endosome
Molecular function (GO): cupric reductase (NADH) activity; ferric-chelate reductase (NADPH) activity
Source: RefSeq, a predicted model, not a curated record